This is a messenger RNA of Medicago truncatula (barrel medic), 1307 nucleotides long. RefSeq names its product dehydrodolichyl diphosphate synthase 2. Gene Ontology annotation, molecular function: ditrans,polycis-polyprenyl diphosphate synthase [(2E,6E)-farnesyl diphosphate specific] activity. Gene Ontology annotation, biological process: response to cold; plastid membrane organization; polyprenol biosynthetic process. The record is from RefSeq and is a predicted model, not a curated record. Lineage: Eukaryota; Viridiplantae; Streptophyta; Magnoliopsida; Fabales; Fabaceae. The coding region runs from base 109 to 1041 and encodes 310 amino acids. Gene Ontology annotation, cellular component: chloroplast stroma. The transcript is spliced from 3 exons.
AUAAGACAUCCUACUAAACUACAUUAUACUACGUAAAAACAAUAACCACCUUCCAUUUCCCACAUUAGCCAAAUCGUUAUCCCUAACCAUAUUCACAUUAUUACUAACAUGUUUUCCUUAACACUUCCCAUGCCACUACUACUAAAGACAGCUAUUACUACUAACCAUGUUCAUCGGGGGAUCACUCAGAUACAAACUCAUUCUCGAUAUUCUUCAAAGCUUGUUACCAAACGCGUCACUACUGUCGUGGCUUUUCAGGAUCGGGUGGAUGGGGAAACUUCUGUGGACGGAGAUUUUCCAGAAGUGGAGCCAUUGCCGAAGGAACUGCAAGCGGAUCUGAUGCCUAAGCAUGUGGCGGUGAUUAUGGACGGGAAUGGGAGGUGGGCAAAGAUGAGGGGGUUACCGGCAUCAGCGGGUCAUGUAGCCGGUAUAAAGUCGUUGAGAAGGAUGGUGAUGUUGUGUUAUAGUUGGGGAAUAAAGGUUCUAACUGUUUUUGCAUUCUCAACCGAUAAUUGGAUUCGACCUAAGGUGGAAGUUGAAUUUUUGAUGAGCCUCUUUGAAAGAACAAUAAAUUCUGAAAUUGAAGCACUAGAGAGGGAAGGAAUUCAAAUAUCUGUGAUUGGAGAUACAUCAAAGCUCCCCAAGUCAUUGAAAAGUAUGAUAGCUAGUGCUGAAGAGAGUACAAAGGAGAAUCCCAAAUUCCAACUUAUUUUGGCAGUAAGCUAUAGUGGAAAAUAUGAUUUAGUCCAAGCAUGCAAAAGUGUAGCCCAAAAAGUGCAAGAUGGCAUUAUUCAUUUGGAAGACAUAAAUGAAAAUAUUAUUGAAAAGGAAUUAGAAACUAAUUGUACAGAAUUUCCUUAUCCAGAUUUACUAAUACGGACCAGUGGAGAACUUAGAGUUAGUAAUUUCUUGUUAUGGCAAUUGGCAUAUACAGAACUUUUCUUUAAUAGAAAACUUUGGCCUGAUUUUGGGAAGGAUGAGUUUAUAGAGGCCUUAACUUCAUUUCAAAAUAGACAGAGACGUUAUGGUGGACGAUAUUAAUCAACCAAAUACUUUUGAUUUUUUUUUUUCUUCCUUUCAUAUGCUUUUGGACCCAAUUUGUUCUUUGCAAACAUUCACUUUUCAUUCUUUUUUGUAAUUUGGUUUCGCGCAUGUACGCAAGUUCGCUGGGUUGCGCUCGUGAUUAGUGAUUGUUUGUUAGGAUAGAUUAGGGUUGAUCCACUAGAUUUGUUUUCACUAUGUAUUCCCGAUUGAGUUGUACGUGGGUCAUGCUUAAUGUCACUAUAGUUUCUCUUUCUUGUUGUUUA